Molecule: messenger RNA, 222 nt
Organism: Trichomonas vaginalis G3
Lineage: Eukaryota; Parabasalia; Trichomonadida; Trichomonadidae
Product: ATP binding
Exons: 1
Coding region: 1-222 (73 amino acids)
Source: RefSeq, a predicted model, not a curated record
AUGACAAAAAGAGGUUAUACAAAUCUUGCAGCAGGUUCUGAUAGACAAGGUAUGAAUAGAUAUGAUAUCACAGAUGACCCUAGAGAUGUUAGUACAGGUAUUUUCUGCGGAUCUGCAGGAAACCAUACUCACACAGUAGCUGGAAUCACAGAUGCAACAGGAAAAGGUCAAGACUUCUUACCACCAUUUAUGACUGUAUUCGCUUGGUUCAGAGCUGCUUAA